AUGAAAUUAUCAUCUACAUUAAAGAUGGUUUCUAGAACAUACGAUGAUGCCAUAAAUGCGUUAAAUUCUUUGCAAUCGAAUUAUGCCAAUAUUAUGGCAAUUCGUGAAGCUGGAAUUAGAAAAAAUGAAAUGAGUAUAUUAGAAAUGAAGGAAUGGGUUAGGAGAAUUGGAUAUACCCCUACUGAUUUCAAUAAAUUAAACGUGGUGCAUAUUACAGGUACCAAGGGGAAAGGGUCUACGGCUGCAUUUACAUCAUCUAUCCUUCAAAAGUAUCAUGAAAAACUUCCAAAAGUUGGUCUAUAUACAUCACCACAUUUAAGAACAGUUAGAGAAAGAAUUAGAAUAAACGGUGAGCCAAUAUCUGAGGACAAAUUUACAAAGUAUUUUUUCGAUAUUUGGAAUCGACUUGAUUCAACUAGUUCAUCCUUAGAAAAAUUUCCACAUAUGGUACUAGGCAGUAAACCAGGAUAUUUUAAGUACCUUACCUUAUUGUCAUUUCAUACUUUUAUGCAAGAGGGCUGUGAUAGCUGUGUAUAUGAGGUGGGUAUUGGGGGUGAAUAUGAUAGCACUAACAUUAUUGAAAAACCAAUAUCUUGUGGUGUAUCUUUGUUGGGUAUUGACCAUACAUACUUGUUAGGAGAUACUAUUAAUGAAAUAGCGUGGAAUAAGGGUGGUAUUUUUAAAAAUGGAAUACCAGCUUUUACAGUAUGUGAUCAACCACCAAAGGGUUUAGAAAUUUUAAAGCAAAGGGCAUCAGAAAGAAAUACAGACUUGAAGGAAGUGCCAGUUUUUGAAGAGUUGAACCAUAUCCCAUUGGGUAUUGCUGGUGAAUUUCAAAAGUCUAAUGCAUCUCUUGCUGUCUGUUUAGCUGUACAAACUCUGAAGUCUUUAAACAUUAUAAAUGAUAAAGUUCCACUUCAUAAAGAAUCAAGAUUACCGGCUAAAAUAAUUGAGGGAUUGAAAGAUACAAAUUGGGAAGGCCGUUGCCAAACUAUUAAAAAAGGUCGUAAUACAUGGUAUAUUGAUGGUGCACAUACAAUAGAUAGUAUCUCAGCAGCAUCUAGAUGGUAUAGAAGUAUUGCUCUGAAAUCAAAAAACAAACAAAUAUUAUUAUUUAAUCAGCAGACUCGUGAUGCAUCAAAAUUAUUAGAGAAUCUUCGUUAUACUCUUGGAGAAGAUAUAGAUUUUGACCUUGCAAUAUUUUCUACAAAUGUGACAUGGGAAAGUGGAAGUUAUAGUGCAGACUUGGUAUCAAUGAACACCUCAAAAGAAGAAGUUGAAAAUUUGUCAGUGCAACAAGCUUUAGUAAAUGAAUGGAAAAAACUUACAGGCAGUAACAGGGCAAUCGUAACAUCUAGUAUCGAAACUGCUGUAAAAAAAAUUGAGACAUUUUCUGAAGAGCCAUUGGAUAUUUAUGUAACGGGUUCUCUACAUUUAGUUGGAGGUCUUUUAGUUGUUUUUGAUAAGACUGCUUCUGUGUAA
Molecule: messenger RNA, 1482 nt
Organism: Arxiozyma heterogenica
Lineage: Eukaryota; Fungi; Ascomycota; Saccharomycetes; Saccharomycetales; Saccharomycetaceae
Gene: MET7
Product: tetrahydrofolate synthase
Exons: 1
Coding region: 1-1482 (493 amino acids)
Biological process (GO): tetrahydrofolylpolyglutamate biosynthetic process
Cellular component (GO): cytosol; mitochondrion; cytoplasm
Molecular function (GO): tetrahydrofolylpolyglutamate synthase activity; ATP binding
Source: RefSeq, a predicted model, not a curated record